This is a messenger RNA of Penicillium antarcticum, 1485 nucleotides long. RefSeq names its product putative diacylglycerol O-acyltransferase (DgaT). The record is from RefSeq and is a predicted model, not a curated record. The transcript has 4 exons. Gene Ontology annotation, molecular function: diacylglycerol O-acyltransferase activity. NCBI's taxonomy places the organism in Eukaryota, Fungi, Ascomycota, Eurotiomycetes, Eurotiales, Aspergillaceae. Gene Ontology annotation, biological process: triglyceride biosynthetic process. Gene Ontology annotation, cellular component: endoplasmic reticulum membrane. The coding region runs from base 1 to 1485 and encodes 494 amino acids.
AUGGCGUCUCAGACUGAAGCUAUCACGACCGCCCGUGAGGAGUCGGUCAAUUCUACUAAUGGCGUUGUUCCUGGAACCGAGGCGCCCCCAGCAAAGCUCAAACGCAGUAAAUAUCGCCAUGUAGCUGCGUAUCACUCAAAGCUACAACAUUCCAGUCUCAGUCGUGAUGCGGAGGCGACGCCUAGCUUUUUGGGCUUUAGGAACUUGAUGGUGUUGGUCCUCGUGGCGAUGAAUCUGCGACUGAUUAUUGAGAACUUCAUGAAAUAUGGAGUUCUGAUCUGUAUCAAAUGCCAUGACUAUCGCAAACAGGAUCUUGUCCUCGGAUCUAUACUCUACGCAUCGGUGCCAUGCCACCUUCUCGUGGCAUACAUUAUCGAGCUAUCAGCUGCGAGGGCAGCGAAAGAAACAGUGGGCCGCCAGAAGAAGACAGAGAAAGAAAAAGAACACGAUCAAAAGGUGUUCCAGUCAACCUGGCCUUACACAGCGUUCCUGCACACGCUUAAUGCCACCCUGUGCCUCGCAGUGACCAGCUUCGUGGUGUACUUCUACAUUCACCACCCAGGAAUCGGCACACUCUGCCAACUCCAUGCAAUCAUCGUCUGGCUAAAGAACUGCUCGUACGCUUUCACAAACCGAGACCUCCGUCUCGCGCUGCUCAAUCCCGCCGCUGACCCCGGUUUACCUGAUAUCUACUCCUCAUGCCCGUAUCCGAGGAACAUCACCAUCAAAAAUUUGGCAUACUUCUGGCUCGCCCCAACACUGGUCUAUCAGCCCGUCUACCCGCGCACUCCGUCGAUCAGAUGGUCCUUCGUCGCAAAGCGCCUGGCCGAAUUCGUCGGUCUGGCCAUGUUCAUCUGGCUUUUGUCCGCGCAAUAUGCUGCGCCUGUACUGCGCAACUCAAUUGAUAAGAUCGCUGUCAUGGACAUUGCCUCGAUCUUGGAGCGAGUGAUGAAAUUAUCUACCAUCUCCCUAAUUAUCUGGCUUGCCGGAUUCUUCGCAUUGUUCCAAGCUCUGCUGAACGCUCUGGCGGAGGUCAUGCAAUUUGGUGAUCGUGAGUUCUACACCGACUGGUGGAACAGCUCCAGUCUGGGUGUGUACUGGCGAUCGUGGAAUCGGCCUGUCUACCUAUUCAUGAAGAGACAUGUUUUCUCACCGUUGGUUGGUCGCGGCUGGAGUCCUUUAGCGGCUAGUGGGAUGGUUUUUACAUUGUCUGCUGUUCUGCAUGAAAUGCUUGUCGGCAUUCCCACGCAUAAUUUCAUUGGUGUUGCUUUCUUUGGCAUGAUGUUCCAGCUGCCAUUAAUCGCUCUUACUACACCUUUGGAGAAGGUCAAGGGGCCUCAGGGCAAGGUUAUUGGCAACUGUAUCUUCUGGGUUAGUUUCUGUCUUGUUGGUCAACCUCUUGGGGCACUGUUGUACUUCUUCGCCUGGCAGGCCAAGUAUGGGAGUGUGAGUCGCAUGCGCCCUGAUAUGCCAACGGUACCUUGA